AAAACACCGACGGACCUCUCGAGUCAGCGCCUCAAAUCACACGACCUACAGCGGCAGGGCAAGACUCGUGGUCGGUUAGGAGCAGCUGUCAACGCCACGUCGACUAAAACAAACAAACUAACGCUCAAACAGUUGUUCCUCUCUUUGUUUUUUGUUCCGUCGGUGUGAGCCGGAGUUAUCAGGCUGUAAACCAUGCUGGACCCGUCCUCCAGCGAAGACACCGGCGGGGAGUCCGACUCAGAAGUUGCGCCGGAGGAGGUUCCACGGAAACCGGGCGCCUCCUUGUCGGUGAAACGGGGAAGUAGCAGUCGAGCGGGCGGCCAGCAGUCCGCUGCACCUGGGGGUGUCUCCGGUAAAGGUCCGAAAGACAGUGGCGCUGCAGGUGAGGAGGAGGAGGAGAGGAAGGAGCGGGAGCGGAUCCAGAGAGAGGAAGAGGAGAGAAAAACUAAACUGCAGAUUUAUGUGUUCGUCCUGCGGUGCAUAGCCUACCCUUUCAACGCCAAGCAGCCCACCGACAUGGCCCGGCGGCAGCAAAAGGUGAACAAGCAGCAGCUUCAGGCAGUGAAGGAGCGUUUUCUGGCCUUCCUCAAUGGGGAAACUCAGAUUGUGGCAGAUGAAGCUUUCUGCAAUGCCGUGAGGAGCUACUACGAGGGUUUCCUGAAGAGUGAGCGUGUUUACCGGAUGGUUCAGAGUGGUGGCUGCUCAGCCAAUGACUUUCGAGACGUCUUUAAGAAAAACAUAGAGAGGCGCAUUCGCAGCCUCCCGGAGAUUGACGGCCUGAGCAAAGAGACUGUGCUUAGCUCCUGGAUUGCCAAGUACGAUGCCAUCUACAGGGGGGAUGAGGACAUGCGGCGCCAGACACAGCGGGCGCACCUGAGUGCUGUGUCGGAGCUCAUCCUCAGUAAGGAGCAGUUGUACGAGAUGUUCCAACAGAUACUGGGCAUCCGGAAGUUUGAGCACCAGCUGCUGUACAACGCCUGUCAGUUGGACAAUGUGGAUGAGCAGGCAGCUCAGAUCCGCAGAGAGCUUGAUGGCAGGCUCCAACUUGCUGAGAAGAUUGCCAGGGAAAAGAGAUACCCAAAGUUUGUCUCUACUGACAUGGAAGCUCUGUAUGUGGAGGAGCUGCGCUCAUCCGUCAACCUUCUGAUGGCAAACCUAGAGAGUCUGCCAGUGUCCAAGGGAGGCCCAGACUUUAAACAGAAACUCAAACGCUCCUCUAUGAACAACUCCUUCCUGGAUCUUGGAGACGAGGGAGACGUCUUGUCCAAAUCUGACGUUGUGCUGUCUUUCACUCUGGAGAUUGUCAUCGUGGAAGUCCAGGGUCUGAAGUCCGUUGCUCCAAACCGGAUUGUGUACUGCACUAUGGAGGUGGAGGGAGGAGAGAAGCUGCAGACGGACCAGGCAGAAGCCGCCAGACCACAGUGGGGGACUCAGGGGGAUUUUAUCACAACUCACCCACUGCCCUCGGUCAAAGUAAAGCUGUUCACAGAAUGCACCGGGGUCCUGGCUCUGGAGGACAAGGAGCUGGGCCGAGUGGUCCUCAACCCCACCACCAAUGGACCAAAGCAGGCUGAGUUCCACAGGAUGGCCGUCCCCAAGAACAGUCAGGACGCCGAGCUGAAGAUCAAGCUGGCCGUCCGCAUGGACAAACCCCCCAACAUGAAGCACUGCGGGUACCUGUACGCUCUGGGACAAAGACUCUGGAAACGCUGGAAAAGAAGAUAUUUUGUUCUUGUUCAGGUGAGUCAGUACACAUUUGCCAUGUGCAGCUACAGAGAGAAGAAGGCCGAGCCUCAGGAGCUGAUGCAGCUGGAGGGCUACACUGUGGAUUACUGUGAUCCUCAGCCAGGUCUUCAGGGUGGUCGAGUGUUUUUUAACGCGGUGAAGGAGGGCGACCUGGUGAUGUUUGCCUGUGACGAUGAGUCGGACCGAGUCCUGUGGGUUCAGGCCAUGUACCGGGCCACGGGACAGUCCUACAAGCCAGUUCCACCUCUCCAGAACAAAACCACAAAUUGCAGAGGAGGGAUUCAGAAAGCCGCAUCGCCUAUCAGUCUGGAUCCGUCUCAGCGUCAGGGAGUGGAGGGGUUGAUCUCUGCAGCUCCGUGUCACUUCGACCACGCCACCCUGUUCAGCGUUUUACAGAAACACACUCUGCAGCACCGCAUGAACGACUCCUUCUCCUGCCUGGGUUGGUUCAGUCCUGGUCAGGUGUUCGUCCUGGACGAAUACUGCGCGCGGUACGGCGUCCGAGGUUGCCACCGUCACCUGAGCUACCUGAAGGGUUUGAUGGACUAUUCGGAGAACAGCACACUGGUUGACCCCAUGCUGCUGCACUACAGCUAUGCCUUCUGCGUCUCCCACGUCCACGGGAACAGGCCUGAUGGGAUGGGGACUGUGACCGCAGAGGAGAAGGAGGAGUUUGAGGCCAUCAGAAGUCGUCUCAUGGCUCUGCUAGAGUAUCAGAUCACACAUUUUAGGUACUGCUUUCCGUUUGGACGACCAGAUGGGGCCCUGAAGGCAACGCUCUCCCUGCAGGAACGGGUUUUGAUGAAGGACAUCACCACACCAGUCCCUCCAGAGGAAAUGAAGAAACUCGUGCAGAGGUGCCUGGAAAAUGCAGCUCGGAUCAACUACAGUCAGCUGAUUGAAUAUGCCCAGAUCAAGGUGGAUGCUCAGGCAGCUCCAGAGAAAAGACUGGAGGACAUGAUGAGACUGGGGGAGCUCUGCAUUGAAGUCCUGCAGCAAAAUGAUGAGCAUCACUCUGAGGGAAGAGAGGCUUUCUUGUGGUGGCCGGAGCUGAUGGCCGAACACGCCGAAAUGUUUCUGUCACUGUACAGAGCCAACAUGGAUGCUGCGCUUCAGGUCCAGCCUGUCGACUCAUGGGACAGUUUCCCACUUUUUCAGCUUCUCAACAACUUCCUGCGAACUGACUCUCACCUUUGUAAUGGAACGUUCCAUAAACACCUGCAGGACCUGUUCGUCCCCCUAGUGGUGCGCUACAUCGACCUGAUGGAGUCGUCCAUCGCACAGUCCAUCCACCGUGGUUUUGAGCAGGAAACCUGGCAGUCUGUCAAGUCGCUAACAAACAAUCUAGCAAGCGUUCCUCUCCCAAAAGUCCCCAGUCUUCCACUGACGCUGCCACAAAUGCCCAGUUUUUCAGCACCUGCCUGGAUGGGACCGCUGUGUGAGAACACCUUGCAAGGAAUUAAUCUGCCCAACAUCUUUAAUGGCUCAGCGACCUCAGAAGAUUUGUUCUGGAAGCUGGACGCUCUGCAGAUGUUCGUGCUUGACCUCCACUGGCCGGAGCCCGAGUUUGCCAAACAUCUGGAGCAGAGACUAAAACUGAUGGCCAGUGAUAUGAUGGAGGCCUGUGUCAAGAGAACAAAAUCUGCGUUUGAUGCCAAGAUGCAGAAAGCGAGUAAAUCGACAGACUUCCGGGUGCCACUUUCAGUCUGCACCAUGUUCAACGUGCUGAUGGACGCUAAGAAGCAGUGCUCCAAACUCUGCGUGCUGGACACGGGUCAGGAGAUUGACAAACAAUGGCAACAUUACCACUCUAAAAUCGAUGUCCUUAUCGAUGAGGCAUUCAAAGAAAUGAUCUCCUCCCUCAUCUCAAAGUUUGCCGGUGUUUUAGACGGUGUCCUUUCCAAGCUCUCGAGAUACGAUGAAGGAACAUUCUUCUCUUCAAUCCUCUCUUUCACAGUGAAAGCUGCUGCCAAAUAUGUGGAAGUCCCUAAACCAGGGAUGGAUGUGGCCGACACCUACAUCACCUUCGUACGACAGAACCAGGACAUCCUCAGAGACCGCAUCAACGAUGAGCUCUACAUUGAGGAAGUGUUCGAUCAAUGGUAUACUGGCUGCAUGAAGGCUGUGUGUGUUUGGUUGACUGACAGACUGGACCUGCAGCUCCACACGUACCAGCUAAAAACACUCAUUAAGAUUGUGAAGAAGACCUACCGUGACUUCAGGCUGCAGGGUGUGCUGGAUGGCACGUUGAACAGCAAGAGCUACGAGACCGUAUACAACCGUCUGACAGUGGAGGAAGCCACAGCCGCCGUCAAGGCGGGAGAUGGCCUGCAGGGCAUCAGCAUGAGAGACAGCGAUGAGGAGGAUGACUAAAUCUACACACACACACGCCCUGUUUCUACUCCAUUGUUAUCUUCUCUAACAGAUUAGGACCAUCUAUGACUUUUAAUUACAUGUGUCCUUCACGUCGCUAAACAGGUCUCAUUCAAACCUACCAAGACUAAACCCCAGACAACACAUGUUAUUUCAGACUAAUGUGUAUCUAAAGUAGGUGCUACUGGACAGAAUGGCUGUGAUUUGUUUUUUUCCAACAGCAGAACAGGUUAAGUUAUAAAGUUAGAAUGUGUGCAGUGAGCUCAGCCCUAUUGGAGCUUGUUAGCCUUGUUGUUAAUGUCCACACAACUCUGUUCCAGUUCACCAAAAACAGUCAUGUUAUAUGUUACAGUCACAGCAGGGCGAGUUACGCUGAUGUAUAGUUAAGUGUACUUAAAGGUGCAGGUCAGCAUUUUGUUUUGUGAGAGAAUUCGACUUCUGCUCAGAACAAAGAGCCACAUUUUCCCAGAACUAUUUAAAAUCCUUGAAAACAGACUCUACUUUCAAGUCUUUUUGUAGCAAUCCUGCGUACUGCACCUUUAAGUCUACUUAACUCUCUCAUUUGUACCAUGAAUUGAACUGAAUCUUAAUCUAACAGUAUCAUUACAGCCCUAACCUAACUUUAGCCUGGUGUUAGUCUUUGUAGAUAACGUAGUGGACGUUUUAUAAAAGCUUUACGACCGCUGUCAUUAGGUCAUGAUGAAGACAUGUGUGAUAAGACAGUCCAGCAGUUACAUAGCUCACCUGAACAGAGGAAAUAUCUGCAGUGUUGAUAAAAGAUUGUGUAUAAGCAAAAAUUGUAUUCAGCAACAUCAGGCGCACAAAAACAGUCCACGAGUCUGUCUCGCAAUACUUUUUACCUUCCUAGUUCUGUUAAUUUAUUUAGUAAGUUCUGGCUCUCUGGUGUCAAACACCUUAACCACUUGAAUAUUGAACAUAUAAUGAGAAAAGUUGGAGAGGAGAGCUCAGGUCGUGACUUAUCACACGCUCCAUUGUCCAGAAACACUGUUACUGCACAUGUCUGCCAGAGGGAAAAGUUAGUCAAGCUGACAAAAGGCGUCUUUAAAAAGUGAUAGAGCGAGGUGUUGUCACCUUUGGUAUAGGCAGUCGCCUUUUUGUUUUCUUUCACGCGUACCUUAUUGUUAAAAGCUCAAAAGACUCUAAAACCUUAGCGUCUCACCCACAUGCUGCCACAUUCCUGACAGCAACAGCAGCGAAAUCCAACAAAGAGAUUUGGUUUUAUUUGAUAGAAGGCUUGGAAUUGCAAAGUUCUGUCGGACUUUAUCAAAGCUUGUCCACAUUCAUAUUUCCAGUAAAUCAUUCAGUGAAUUUAAGCACAGCCACCUUGUGUUUUCUGGACGAGCGAUUGCUUUUGACGGUCAGUGCAUUUACCUGCACAGUUUAAUCGAGCUAAGGCCUUAGUCUGACUAACACAGGCAAUCGGACAACGUGCUGAGUCCGAAUUUACAUGCGGAGAAGAAAUUGAUUUAUUGGUCUGACUCCGCCUCUGUAGGUGGCGCUGUAUCCUUUAUGUCACAGAAAAACAGCGAGCGGUGUGAUGGAUUGUGCUGUGGUUCUGUAUGUUUCGUACCUGCUGUACAUGUUGAAUCGAGCAUGGCUCUUGUGGUUGCUGUGUUGUCCGAAGAAAGAUGCCGCCGCUGUUUGUAUGUCGUCAUCUUCUCCUUCUACUUCCGGGUCAAAGACCAGGGAAGGAAAUUUUGGUGCAUGCUCAGAACGCCAAGUCCGCCUCCAAUCCCACUAAGUGUAUACAUGCAGGUGUAAUCAGACUAUAAUCGUAUUAUCCAGGGAUGUUAAUCUGACCAAGACCCGCUCGAUUUUAGUCGGACUAAUGUGUUUACAUGACAUUAAGAAAACCAAAUUAUUGUCUUAGUCUGACUAAAAUCAGACUUUUAACGUGCAUGUUAACACACUGACUGUUAUAACACCUCAAAAUCAUCUGCCAGCAACCUUUUUAGCACUUUUUAAUCUUAAAGUAGUAGCUUUAAUUCAUAUAUUCAUCCUCUGUGGAUUGCUUUCUUUGUCCAUUUUAGGUUAUGUUGUAGAAAGUAAGGACGAGAGGAUACAGUUUAUUUUCCGCUGACUGGUUAAUUGACUGGUCUUUUCAGAACCUUAAUAGAUUACAGGUUGGCUCUCUAUGGAUUUGUCCGUUAUUUCUGUUACAGUUGUUGCCACCAAGUUCUCAACUUCUAAGAAAAAAACAAUCACAUUAAACGAACGGUUAAUUAUAGAAACCUACUGUAUGUCGGGGAGGUCAAAGUGAAUGUAGCAAAGCUGGUGAUAAUGUUUGAUAAUGAAAUUAAGAAUGAUGAAAUAUCAGAAUGCACAUAAAGGAAAAAAAGGUCAAAGGUGAAGCGGCAAAUGAGAAAUGGGAACAAUUUGAGGAAUAGUUUCCUUGUAAGUCAUCGCUUUUGUUUCUAAACUCUGUUUGACCCACUCAUGUUUUAUGUACAAUGUUACAGUAACUGAUGAUGCACUAACAACACCCAAACUGUAAUUACCAUGAUUAUACUAUACUGUGUUUGCCACAACCCCUUUAUUCUACUUGUCAAGCAUUGAUAUUAUAAAAUGGCUUUGACAUGAGCAGAAUCAAGAAUUUUCCAGUUAUAUUUUUAUUAUUAUUGUUAUGUUUUUAUGUUUAUGUUAGAAAGGACAGUGCUUAGCUUAACAUUUGAGUGUCUGAAGUCUGCAGACAAAUUCUAAAGCUGAUGCAAGUGUCGCCGCACUGCUGUAGCUCCUUACUCUCAGCCUUAUGUAGCUGAAAAAUGUCCCCACUGUUAAACAAGGACAUGUGGUCUCAGGUGGUAAAAGACACACACAUGUAUAACCAUAAUCCUUCAGGUGAACGCUCUGUGAAGAAGAGUCGAUUUCACCACACGAAGGUUCUCUAAAGAUGCUGGAAGUGUAAGUGGGCGGGGGGACGGGGACGCGUGUCGUCGUAGAUCUGCUGUCAUAGCUGUUCAUUGUGAUAUUUUACUGUCGUGAAGAUUUAUAUUUGAGCUGUAGAGUGGUAUGGUCGUACUGUCUCUGUA
Molecule: messenger RNA, 7169 nt
Organism: Solea senegalensis (Senegalese sole)
Lineage: Eukaryota; Metazoa; Chordata; Actinopteri; Pleuronectiformes; Soleidae
Gene: cadps2
Product: Ca++-dependent secretion activator 2
Exons: 31
Coding region: 193-4119 (1308 amino acids)
Biological process (GO): positive regulation of exocytosis; synaptic vesicle exocytosis; dense core granule exocytosis
Cellular component (GO): glutamatergic synapse
Source: RefSeq, a predicted model, not a curated record